Aegilops tauschii subsp. strangulata is the source of this 747-nucleotide messenger RNA. The record is from RefSeq and is a predicted model, not a curated record. NCBI's taxonomy places the organism in Eukaryota, Viridiplantae, Streptophyta, Magnoliopsida, Poales, Poaceae.
AUGGUGUUUCUGUCCGCCAGUUCACUCCUCUCCGUCUACUCAUCUCCCCGCCGCGUCACCCCCAUCCUCCUCUACCGCGCAUCGCCGCCGGCCUCCCCCCUCACCCCCACAGCCACCACAACCGACGACCUCACCUCCCACCGCUGCCCCCUCUCAUCCCUCCCCACGGUUCAUCAGAGAAGAAAAGUGGCAGAUCGAGCGACCAGAUCCGCCUACAUCCGGCCAGUUGCAACAGGCGACGACCGCGGUGAGGGCGGGCGGCACCAACGCGCCGCUCUCGGCCGUGGAGCUGCUCCCGCCGGGCCACCCGGACCCGUCCUUCGCCUGCUCGCCUCCGCCAGCGUCUUCUCCGAACACACAACCGACGGCGGCCGGAGGCGGUACGCGCUUGGGCUGGCGUGGCCGUGGCUCCGCGAGGCUGUGCUUGAGCCCUUUGCGCGCGCCCACGCCGGCGUCCCCGCCUACGCCUACUACGGCCUGGACCGGGAGGCGAACGAUGUGAUGCUCCGGGCCAUGACCGGCGUAUCAGAGCCGUUCAUGGAGGUGUUGCUGGACGGGUAUUGCCCCGGUGGAUGGUUUGAGGGCGUGGCCACGCUCGUCGACGUCGGUGGCAGCUCCGGCGCCUGCCUCGUGAUAAUCAUGCGCAGGGUGCCCACCAUCCGCCAGGGAGUCAACUUCGACCUGCCGGACUUCGUCGCCGCCGCGCCUCCCAUCUCUGGUGAGACCAUCGAUCCCACAAUCCCCUAG